AUGGGUUCCGUUGUUCUUCCUCAUCUCGUCACCGGCUGGCAUGUCGACCAGGCUAUUAUGUCAGAAGAAGAGAGACUGGUAGUGAUCCGCUUCGGACGCGAUGUUGAUCCAGAUUGUAUGCGACAGGAUGAAGUGCUUUACAAGGUUGCCGAAUUAGUUAAAAACUUCGCCGUCAUCUACGUCUGCGACAUCGAUCAAGUACCCGACUUCAAAACUAUGUACGAAUUGUAUGAUCCGGUCACAACGAUGUUCUUCUUUCGAAAUAAACAUAUGAUGUGCGAUUUUGGAACGGGUAAUAAUAACAAGCUGAAUUGGGUGUUGGAGGAUAAGCAGGAGAUGAUUGAUAUUAUUGAGACGAUUUAUAAGGGUGCUAAGAAGGGUCGAGGUUUGGUUAUUACUCGACUAGAUACCGAUACUGAGAUGCUCAUUACAAUGUAUGUGAACGUACCCGAAGCUAUGUGGAUGAAGUCUUUUUUCGCAGCUCUUGUCUCCCUCCUCCCUCUAGCGACUGCCCUCCCCCUAAUCUCCUCAGAAUCUCCAAAUGCACAACCCAAAUCACUCUAUCCAUUUUCCUCCAGCGGCAGCAAUGCUAAAGUAGCUGGUCGUCUCUUCAACAUCGAUGGGAAGGUCCAAUACUUUGCAGGCACAAAUGCUUGGUGGCUUGCACAUCUUUCAUCCAACAGCGAUGUAGACCUCUCUUUUUCACAAAUGGCCGCUACGGGCUAUAAAAUUGUACGAGUAUGGGGCUUCGGCGACGCGAACACUCCUCCACCGUCCACCAACACGGAUCCAAAUCUUGUCUACUUUCAGAUCCUCAACUCUACAGGUGCAUAUAUAAAUUAUGGUGCAGAUGGUCUUCAGCGACUAGACUAUGUGGUCCAUGCAGCAUCUAAAUAUGGUCUGAAGCUGGUACUGAACUUUGUUAACAAUUGGGGUGAUUAUGGUGGAAUUGCUGCCUACACUAAUGCUUUCAAUUGUUCGUCAACGUCCUUUUAUACCGAUGCAACUUGCCAAAUGGUUUAUAAAAACUACGUCAAAACAAUCGUCACUCGUUACCGCUCUAGCACUGCCAUCUUUGCUUGGGAGCUCGGUAAUGAACCCCGCUGCAAUGGCUGCGAAACAUCUGUCCUUACCAAAUGGGCUUCGGAUAUAUCAAGCUACAUCAAAUCGCUCGAUUCACACCAUAUGGUUACAUUGGGCGACGAGGGAUGGUUUGCACCAGCCGAUGGAAUCGGUGAUGGGAGUUAUGCGUAUGGAGGUGGAGAGGGCAUUGAUUGGGUCGCGAAUUUGAAGAUCAAAACAUUAGAUUAUGGAGUAUUCCACUUAUAUCCAAAUAGUUGGGGAUACAAUUACACAUGGGGAAAUGAGUGGAUUGAACAACAUGAUAAGGCUGGAAAAGCGGUUGGAAAACCGGUCAUCUUAGAAGAGUAUGGCACGCCGUUCCCAUAUAAUCAUACGGAGACCGAAGGACCUUGGCAAGCAACGGUACUUAAAUCUGAAAUAGCUGCAGAUCAGAUCUGGCAAUUUGGUCCUAAUGGAACGAGUGUGCCAGCGGAAGUUUUCGGUGAUGUCAAUACUAUCUAUUACAAGACCCCGGAGUAUGCUACACUUGGAACGGGUCAUGCUAAGGCUAUGUUGAAGAAGAAGGUGUGA
This is a messenger RNA of Botrytis fragariae, 1653 nucleotides long. RefSeq lists its product as uncharacterized. Gene Ontology annotation, molecular function: hydrolase activity, hydrolyzing O-glycosyl compounds. Gene Ontology annotation, biological process: mRNA splicing, via spliceosome. NCBI's taxonomy places the organism in Eukaryota, Fungi, Ascomycota, Leotiomycetes, Helotiales, Sclerotiniaceae. Gene Ontology annotation, cellular component: U4/U6 x U5 tri-snRNP complex. The record is from RefSeq and is a predicted model, not a curated record. Bases 1 to 1653 code for a protein of 550 amino acids. The transcript is spliced from 6 exons.